Penicillium argentinense is the source of this 1539-nucleotide messenger RNA. Its product is annotated as cytochrome P450. The coding region runs from base 1 to 1539 and encodes 512 amino acids. Lineage: Eukaryota; Fungi; Ascomycota; Eurotiomycetes; Eurotiales; Aspergillaceae. Gene Ontology annotation, molecular function: oxidoreductase activity, acting on paired donors, with incorporation or reduction of molecular oxygen; monooxygenase activity; heme binding. The transcript has 4 exons. The record is from RefSeq and is a predicted model, not a curated record.
AUGGCGGUUAUUCCGAAGUUCUCGGUCUUUCCGAGCAUCGAGGCGCCCUCUAUGGGGGUUUACUUGGCGUUGGCUUUGCUUGGGCUGGGAGUUGGUUUGAUCUCAUCCUACUACCUCGGAUGCAUCAUCUACAAUGUCUACUUCCACCCACUGUCCAAAUAUCCCGGCCCCAGACUAAUGGCCGCCACCCGCAUCCCCUACAUGCAAGUCGUGAUCGGCGGCCGCUACGCCCAAAGACUAAAAGAGCUCCACGCAAAAUACGGGGACGUCGUCCGCAUUGCCCCAGACGAACUCUCCUUCAUCGACGGCAACGCCUGGAAAGCAAUUUACGGCACUCGACCAGGUCACAGCCAAAAGCAAAAAGAUUACCGCUUCUACACACCAACAGUCACAAACACAUCCAGCAUCAUUCAAUCCAACGACAUCGACCACACCCGCUUCCGCCGCCUACUCUCUCACGCCUUCUCAGACAGCUCGCUCCGGGGCCAGGAACCGAUUAUAAAAUGCUACGUCGACUUGCUCAUACAGCGACUGCACGAGAACGCAGACAACGGCACCAAGCCGCUGAACAUGGUCGCUUGGUACAACUACGCAACCUUCGACAUCAUCGGCGACCUGGCCUUUGGCGAGCCCUUCGACUGCCUUAAGAACUCCGAGUACCACGAGUGGGUCAAAUUGAUCUUUAGCGAAAUCAAGUUCAGCGCCUAUGCGAAUGUCUCGCGACGAUUGCCGGCGUCUAAGUUGUUAUUGCCGCUUAUUACGCCGAAAAGGGUUAUGACGCAGAAAGAGUGGCAUCGGCAGCUGACGACGGAGAAGGUUAUGGGACGAUUGGAAAAGAAUAAUGAGCGGCCGGACUUUUAUGCGAAUAUUUUGAAGCAUAAUGGGACGGAGAAGGGGUUUAGUGUUGGUGAGAUGAUUGCGAAUGGGAGUACGCUUAUUAUUGCCGGGUCUGAGACGACGGCAACGCUUCUCUCCGGUGUGACCUAUUUGCUUCUCAAGAAUCCGCGGGUACUGGCAAAGUUGCAAGAGGAGGUUCGUGGGGCAUUUAAGAGUGAGGCCCAGAUUUCGUUUGAGUCGUGUAAUCGGUUGGAGUAUUGUUUGGCUGUGCUGACAGAAGCGUUGCGUGUUUAUCCGCCUGUUGGUGUUGGGCUGCCUAGGAUUGUGGAUCCGCAGGGUGAUGUUAUUGCUGGGGAGUGGGUUCCUGGCGGCACUAUCGUCUCGGUUCCUCAUCUCGCGGCCUACCACUCGCCCAAGAACUUUACCGAUGCAGAGCAAUUUGUUCCGGAACGCCAUCUCGGUGAUCCUCGCUAUGCAAAUGAUAGCAGGAUGGUUAUGCAGCCGUUUAGCUUUGGGCCGAGAAACUGCAUUGGGCGGAACCUUGCUUACGUCGAGAUGCGCAUCAUUCUUGCACGAAUGAUCUUUAACUUCGACAUGGAAUUGGAUCCAGUCAGCGAGAAUUGGAUGGAUCAUAAAUCAUUUAUCCUGUGGGAUAAGCCGGACCUGAUGGUCAAGCUUAAACCCCGAACCAAGCUACAAUAA